Messenger RNA from Auxenochlorella protothecoides, 1827 nucleotides. Its product is annotated as Protein CAJ1. The record is from RefSeq and is a predicted model, not a curated record. Lineage: Eukaryota; Viridiplantae; Chlorophyta; Trebouxiophyceae; Chlorellales; Chlorellaceae. The transcript is spliced from 4 exons. The coding region runs from base 1 to 1827 and encodes 608 amino acids.
AUGGGCUCCCACUCUCCAUCCUCUCGGAAGAGCAAGAAGCAUAAGAAACAGAAACACAAGAGGCACAAGGAGCACAAAUCCCGCAAGAAUCGGGGGGACAGCAGCGACAGCGACGCCAGUCCUGAUGUGAAUACACAGCUAUUCAAGAGUAGGGCGGUCGCACAGGCCACGCGGGAGAUACUAGCGUAUAAGUACGAGCUCAAGAGCGAACUGCGAGAGCUCAUCCGGCAGCUGGAUGCUGGGGAGGCACUGGCGAUAGAUGGGGUGGAGGACUCGUACCUGAAGUCCCGCCUCGACACACUCUUCACAAACCUGUCUCAAGUCCGGAAGACAUCCGCAGGCCAGUACUAUAAGAGGAGCAAGGAGGGCGAUGCCAUCAUCGGCUUUCUGGCUCCUCUGCUCGCCGAGAGCGCUGGGCAGGUGGCAGCCUAUGCACCCCAAGGUCCCCCUGUGAGCGCCGUUUCAAGGGUCGAUGACCCCACAGCGUCCAGGCUUGUCGAGGGGGCAGCUUCGUUUCCCAACAGCGCGGUCCCUCCGCCACCGGAAGCCCCCGUGGCGCGCCCCACAAGUCCAUCAGCCCCCCCCGGACCUGCCUCUGUGGAGGAGGACGAGGAGGACGCGGGGCGCCCGCCUCAUCACGACUCGACGCAGGGCCCACGCAGGGUGCUGGGCCCCGCCGCGCCGCCGCCCGAGUUCCUGGCAGCUGCCGCGCUGCUCCCCCUCCCGCCCUCCCCGGAGCCGGGUGCGCUGGGUGCUGACGAUGACGACGAGGAUGCCUUCUUGGUGGGCCCCGUGCCUCCUGACCUGGCGGGCGAGCUGGACCUGGCCAGCAGCGACGACCGCAGCGCCGAGGUGGCCCGCAUCCUGGGCCUGGCCCGGGAGCGGGAGGCGCGGCUGGCGGGCGUGGCGGCCGCCGAUGCCGCGCGCGACCCGCUGGACCCCUACGAGGUGCUGGGCCUGGGGCCGGAGGCCACGCCGGCGGAGGUUAAGCGGCGGUACAUGCGCACCUCCCUGCUCAUCCACCCGGAUAAAUGCGACCACCCGGGCGCGGCGGACGCCUUUCAGGCCGUGGCCCGGGCGGCCAAGGAGUUGCAGGACCUGGGCCUGAGGGCCGCGGUGGACGCCCGGCGGGAGGAGGCCGCGCUGCGUCGCGAGUUUGAAGCCGAGCAGGCCGUGGCGGAGCGGCAGCGUGCCUGGCGCAUCGCCCGGGGCGAAGCCACACCGGCCGACCUGGCCGGCCCGGCGCCGGGCGGGGCUGGUCCGGCGCGCGAGGCCUGGAUGACGGAGCUGCCACCCGAGCGGUCGGCCAGCGCGACGGUAGCCGCGGUGGCGCCUGGCUCCACCCACCGCGGCUUCUCGCAGUCCGGGAUCAAGCCCCGGGGGGACACCUCCGGCUGGACCCUGACGCCGCAGCAGCGGGCUCUGCAGCUGGAGGGCGGCGGCGCGGCCGGCGGCGGCACGCUGCUGGGCCCUGCCCCAGGGGGCGGGGCGGCGGCCGUCACCGCCUCGGCGGUCGACGCCUACAAUGCCGCGACCAGGAAGCGCAGCCUGGUGGAGCAGCACGCCGAGCGGCUGGCCGCAGCGACCAAGAAGAAAGGGAAGAAGAAGACGAGGGACGGAGCCCCAGCCCCGGCCCAGGCGCCCGCCGACUGGGACCCUGCCACCCAGCCCUGGCGGCCCUUUGACCGCGAAAAAGACCUCGUGGGUGGGCGUGGUGACGUGCAGUCUGCCCAGCAGCGCAUCGCGGCCCUGCCCGCCCUUUCCUCCCGCUUCGGCGGCGCCGGUGGGGGGAGGGGUGCGAGCAGCGGCGCUCGCACCUUCCUCUGA